AGCUCGCUGACUGACCCGGAGACCUUCGUUGCGUCGGUGAUGGAAUGAGUACGAUACCGCCCGUACUACACCGCAGCGCGCGUGCCAUCACUCCCCAUGAGUUCCUCGAGGCGCUGCAGGCCACAUGUGCCCCGCGCUUUCCCGGCGCGCGCGGGCGCACUCACCGGCCCAUCGCCGUGGCCGUGAGCGGCGGCGUGGACUCGAUGGCGCUGGCCUAUCUUUGCACCAAGAUCAGGCCCACCGACCAGUGGUUUAAAGUUGCCGACCACCCUGUCAGCAACCCGAUCGGCAUUAUCGUCGACCACGGCUUGCGCGAGGGCAGCGCCGCCGAAGCCGCCAACGUGUCCCAGGCGCUCAAGAAGAUCGGCGUGAAGCCGAACAUCACCAGACUCCGCUGGGCCGAUGUGGUCGAGCCGGGCGUCAACCCCAGUGACCUGCCCAACGUCGAGACCCUGGCCCGCUACCUCCGCUACCGCCGGCUCGGCACCUUCUGCAAGGUCUGGCAGGUCGCCACGCUGCUGACUGCCCACCACGAGGACGACCAGUACGAGACGGUCUUGAUGCGGCUGCUUUCCGGCCACGGGUACCGCGGCUUGCAGGGGAUGCGGCCGGCAACCGACAUCCCGGAGUGCUACGACCUGCACGGCGUGUACCAGAGCGGCUUCGUCGACGAUCAGCGCCGCGAGAACCCCUUCUACAACCUGCGUCCGAGCGAGAAAGAGAGGAAGCAGCUGAAGCGGGGCCUGAGGGAUGAAAUCGAUCCUGCUGUCAUCGCCCGCGAGGUUGAACGGGGCUUGAGAUCAGACAUUGGGACCGCCUACCUGGAGGACUACGAUGGCAUCGCCAAGGGCAAACCUGCCCCCCCUCUGGUGCCGCUCGAGAUCGAGGAUGGCGGCAUCAUGGUGUACCGUCCACUCCUCCGCUUCGGCAAAGACAGGCUGAUCGCCACGUGCCUGGAGAACAGCAUCCCCUGGUUCGACGACCACACCAACGCAGACCAGACGCUAACGCUGCGCAAUGCGGUUCGGCACAUGAUCAAGCACCACAAGCUGCCCGAGGCACUUCAGAAGCCUUCCAUCCUCCGGCUGGCCGAGCGCUGCCGAGCGAGGGUCGCGUCGGCCGAGGCCGAGGCCGGCAGGCUCCUCCGCCGCGUUCGGAUCCACGAGUUUGGGCAGAAUGCCGGCACCCUUGUUGUCACUCUCCCGCGCUUCUAUUUUCCGACUGUCCCGCGGCGGCUCUCCGCAUCUCCGGCCAGCCGGCGACGCCGCACUGAGCACUACCGCCACAUCGCCGCGCUGAUGGUUCGCAGGCUGCUGUCCAUGGUGACGCCGGAGCGAGAACUGAGCCAGCCCGGCCAACUGGGCCAUCUCGUCUCCAUGCUCUUUCCCUCUCUAGCAGACGGCACCCCGCCGCCGGAGCCCAAAGCUUACGUGAUCUGCGGCGUACACUUCGUCCCCCUGAUCGGGGACUACCCGCUCCGCUGGCUGCUCGCGAGAGCCCCCCACGUCUCCAACGUGCCCCGACCGUCGGUCACCUUCCACGAGCUGCCGUUCGGCAGGCGCAUGGACAAGCACCCCCGAGGCUGGAAGACCCAAGGCUGGACCGAGCCACGCAUGUUCGACGGCCGGUACUGGAUCCGCGUCUUGCACCGGCUGCCCUGCAAGCUCCGCGUCGCCCCCUUCGAGAUGGAGCACCACAAGCCCUUCCGGGAGGCCCUGGCCGACGACCAGGCCAGGAAGGAGCUCGCCUCCAUGCUCCGCCGCUACGCCCCGGGCAAGGUCCGCUACACGCUGCCGGCCAUCUACGCCACCCUCGACCGCCGCCUGCAGAGCGCCGCCGCCCACUCCACCCCGCCGCAGCUGCAGCUGCUGGCGCUGCCGACGCUCGGCGUCGGCCUGCCGGGCCUCGAGGACUGGCUGCGCUGGGAGGUGCGGUACCGCAAGGUCGACGACGAGGUGCUGCGGCUGAGCAGGCGCGGCGGGCGGCGCGUCGGCCGCCGCGAGCUGCGCGCCCGCGUCCGCUUCUGGUACCGCUGGAUGAGGCUUGGCUGGGGGAGGAAGGCUGCGCGGGGGAGGGCGGUGGGGGUGCGGAGAGGGAGAGGCGGGGCCGUGAAAGCGGGAGGGUUUAGAUGAUUGUGUUGGGCAUGCAUGCAUGAUGCUGGAUAGAGGGAGGUGAGCAGACGCCGGGCAUCUACACUAGUUCGCAGCUUAGGGUGGAAUGCGAGGCGUUUGUAGACGGUAUCACUAGCUAUGUCUCAGGGGAGUUACACAACACCCC
This is a messenger RNA of Thermothielavioides terrestris NRRL 8126, 2277 nucleotides long. RefSeq lists its product as uncharacterized. The transcript has 3 exons. The record is from RefSeq and is a predicted model, not a curated record. Gene Ontology annotation, biological process: tRNA processing. NCBI's taxonomy places the organism in Eukaryota, Fungi, Ascomycota, Sordariomycetes, Sordariales, Chaetomiaceae. The coding region runs from base 45 to 2132 and encodes 695 amino acids. Gene Ontology annotation, molecular function: ATP binding; ligase activity, forming carbon-nitrogen bonds.